Messenger RNA from Schistosoma mattheei, 612 nucleotides. Lineage: Eukaryota; Metazoa; Platyhelminthes; Trematoda; Strigeidida; Schistosomatidae. The record is from the annotation of a GenBank genome assembly.
AUGUUUACUAGUGAUGUUUCCGAUCCUUACGAAAUCUUAAAACGCUCGAUUCUUAAACGAGGAGACCUAACCGAUCGACAAAGGUUAGAUCAACUCUUCAACAAUAUCGACCUGCAACACGGUUCUGCGACGGACAUGUUGCAACGGAUGAGAGAGGUUAUAGGCCCAAGAACUUUCGACGAAGGUCUAUUCAAACAACUCUUCUUGUCAAAACUUCCCCAACAGGUGCAAGCAGUUCUGGUCUCGUUCCAGAACAACGCCUUAGACGAACUAGCUGUAUCUGCCGACCGCAUUCUAGAAAUUACGAAACCUUCUACUACCGAGGUAUUUUCAGUCAAAGAAAAGCCUCACACGACUCAGAAUGACAUAACCGACUUAUGUCACACACUCACGCGUUAUCUUAGUCUUCGUACCGACCGUAAGAGAUCGCGCACACCACGUAGAAGCAUUUCUCGUAAGCGAUCUGUCUCUAGACCACGAGAGACAGAUAACCCCGACUGGUGCUGGUAUCAUAACCAGUAUGGAAAGUUUUCCAGAAAUUGCAGAAAACCCUGCAAUUUUCCCAACACGAAACCGACUGAUUCGGGAAACUUCCAAGCCGGCACGCGUUAA